AUGGUCUCCUUCUCCUGUGAGGCAUGCGGAGAUGUCUUGACGAAGAAGAAACUCGAUCAACAUCGGAACCAAUGCAGAGGAGCGUCCUUCACCUGCCUCGAUUGUAUGGUGCACUUUCACGGGACGGAGUAUCGAUCGCACACUUCCUGCAUCACAGAAGACCAGAAGUAUCAAGGCGCUCUGUACAAGCAGAAACCAUCCAAGGCAAACAAACGAAAGUCUGUCUCCAUCGCCGAACCUCAGAACAAUCAUGCCCUUGCUCCACGUGCAGCAUACGUCGAAGACGCUCCUGACAUCGAUAUUCCUCCACCUGCACCGAGUCCUCCGCCAGCAGUACCUGCGGAGCCUGUGCAGGGAGUCAAUGUUUUUGACUUUUUGGUGGCUGAGAACACCCCAAAUGCAUCUCGAGUCUCAUUAGGAGGUUCACAUGAACAAAUGUCAAUGAAAAGGGGCGCACAGUCCAUCUUUUCCGACAGCCUCAACGACAAGCCAAUUGCCACAGCAGAUCAAAACACUGGGGAGGAGCAGGCCUACAAAGCGGAGUAUGAAGAGCAGGGUUUUACUUACGGCACUGAACCCAUCAGACCCGCUCAAUAUGCCAAUCCUAAUGACAGCCUCGCUUCACUGGAUUUUAUGACACCUGCCGCAAAAGCUUCUCGAGCGCUAAUCGAGUCUAACGAGCCCGCAGCACCUAGCCUCGCGAACAGCGGCGUAACCAGCGACAAGAAGAGAAAGAGAGGAUCCCCAGAAGCCCUCGAUCUGUCAACCAUAAACACCAAGGGAGCCCGUCGUCGCCAACAUCAAGACGAUACCCCUAUGGCAGAUGCCCCGCCAAGCUCCGCUGACACACCGUCUCUUGCUCACUCAGGGCUUACUGGAGGCCUUAAUCGUCUUCUUUCAGAGACCCAAGACCCGUUCCCACCCACACCAGACUACUCAGAUGAAAAGGAGUAUGCGCGUGAGAUGGAUCGAAAAUCCCACCACACCCGUGUUGAACAUCCGGCUAGUCCACUAAAACGAUCACGACGCUCAAAGGACGACAGCUCCACUCCGUCAGGACCCGGUUUCUCUAUCAAAGGCCGAGCCGGCCGUAUCAUGUCCAUGGUCGGCGGUGCUUCAAACGGUGGGGCCCUUUCCGUCCUCAACCCAGGCGGCCUACAAAAUAAAGAGACCGCCCUCGUAAAAGUUAGACGGCGCACCAGUUCCUCCGAGGAAGGCCACCAUGGCAGUAGAGAAGGCCGAAGAUUUGAACGAAAGAAACACAAGGUCCAAAGACCAGUCUCUUCCAUCUUUUCAGCAACAGCCCGACAUGAUUCCCCUUCAGUCCGCAGUCAGACCCACAACGAAAAGCUGUCCAGCAACGCAAGCACCACCAGCCGCAGAAGACGAAGCAGCAACGAAAGCCCCGAGGCCAGGAAAAGAAAAGUCAAAACCAUCGAAUAUCACACCACUAAAGACGCCCACCGCGCAGCAUCUCUUGACUACUCCGACUCAGAUGACGACCACAAUUCCAACUCCACCACCAAACCACCCACCACCCGACCCCGUGGUGGCGGCACUAACAGCACCUCCGGAGCAGGAGCGGGAGGAGGAGCAGAAAUGGUCGUAUUUGGAGAAGAACAACGUCUCAAGUUACGAGCGGAAUCCUUCUUGUCAUAUGUGACCAAGGGUCCUGAUAGCGAGAAGGGGUGUAGCAUCAAUAAGGCGUUGAAGAGGUGGCAUCGGGAUGGAGCGGGAACGGGGGUUGAAUAUACCGGGAGUAAGGAGGAUGAACAGAAAGAGCUUUGGAGGGGUUUGAGGUUGAGGAAGAAUGAGAGGGGGGAGGUUGUGGUUUUCUUCUAG
Endocarpon pusillum Z07020 is the source of this 1842-nucleotide messenger RNA. RefSeq lists its product as uncharacterized. Gene Ontology annotation, biological process: rRNA processing; negative regulation of transcription by RNA polymerase II. The transcript is spliced from 3 exons. Gene Ontology annotation, cellular component: nucleolus. The record is from RefSeq and is a predicted model, not a curated record. NCBI's taxonomy places the organism in Eukaryota, Fungi, Ascomycota, Eurotiomycetes, Verrucariales, Verrucariaceae. The coding region runs from base 1 to 1842 and encodes 613 amino acids. Gene Ontology annotation, molecular function: DNA binding.